CAUACACACCGAGUUAGUCAUCGACUGCUGCAUCUUAUCAACUAGCCAAACACCCGUUGUUGAUCCUAUUUCAAAACAUGGCCGACCCGGUGUCGCUGGCCGCCUCGUGCGCUAUGCCGCCCGUGCUCUCCAAGUCGGCGGUGGCUCCUGGGGAGGUUAAGCGCAGCGCGCACAUCAAAAUGGACUCCUACAAUGUGGGGGCAGUCGCGCCCUACCAGGCGAUGCCGGUGGCUGGCCCCGUUAUCACGCACCACAAGUCCACGGCGCUGCCUGUGGUUGAGCCUCACCCGGAGAUGACUGCGGAGGAGCGCGAGGCUCAAAUUGCGGAGAUGAUUGGCAGCUACAUGAAGAAGCUGGCAGAGCGCACGCACCACCACAUGGGGUACCCUUACAACCUGGACUUCGACUACGGGCUGCUGGAGGGCCUCACCAAGUACAGCAUCAACAACCUGGGCGACCCGUUCAUUGAGAGCAACUACGGUGUGCACUCUCGCGAGUUCGAGGUGGGCGUGCUGAACUGGUUCGCGCGCCUCUGGGAGAUCGAUGAGGAGGAGUACUGGGGCUACAUCACCACCUGCGGCACGGAGGGCAACCUGCAUGGCAUCCUGGUGGGCCGCGAGAACUUCCCCGAUGGCGUCAUGUACGCCUCCAGCGAGUCCCACUACUCGGUGUUCAAGGCUGCGCGCAUGUACCGCAUGGAGGCUGAGAAGGUCCCCACCCUGGAGUCGGGCGAGAUCAACUACGACGACCUGAAGGCUGCGCUGGUGAAGAACGCCGGCAAGCCCGCCAUCCUCAAUGUCAACAUCGGCACCACCGUCAAGGGUGCCGUGGACGACCUGGACCGUGUGCUGGAGGUGCUCAAGGAGGCGGGCUACACUGAGGACCGCUUCUACAUUCACUGCGACGGCGCGCUGUUCGGCAUGAUGAUGCCCUUCCUCAGCCGCGACGCGCCCAUGGUCACCUUCCGCAAGCCCAUCGGCUCCGUGUCGGUGUCAGGCCACAAGUUCGUGGGCGCGCCCGUGCCUUGCGGCGUCAUUAUCACCCGCUUCAAGUACGUGAUGGCGCUGUCGUCGGACGUGGAGUACCUCAACAGCCGCGACGCCACCAUCAUGGGCUCGCGCAACGGCCACGCGCCGGUGUACCUGUGGUACACGCUCACGCGCAAGGGCUACGACGGCAUGCGCCGCGAUGUGGAGAAGUGCAUGCGCAACGCGCAUGUGCUGCAGCAGAUGCUGGAGAGCGCCGGCAUCCGCACCAUGCUCAACGAGCUGUCCAACACCGUGGUGUUUGAGCGGCCGAAGGAGGAGGCGUUCGUGCGCAAGUGGCAGCUGGCGUGCGAGGGCGAGAUCGCGCACGUGGUGGUCAUGCCCAACAUCACCGUGGAGAAGCUGGAGGAGUUCGUCGCCGACUACGUGCAGAGCCGCGCCCGCGUGUCCAUUGCCGCUGCCAAGCGCGUUGCCUGCGAGGCAAAGGCGGCCGAGGAGGAUGUGUAAUGUGAAGGAGAGAAAUGUGGCGCGUGUUUGUACAGUGUGAUAAGUAGUUGGCGAAGAGGUGGAGCGUGGUGGUUUUUGAAAAAGAAGACUUGCAGGCGUGGAUUCAUUCAGGGUGGAAUGGGUGACAGAGUACCUCGACGUGACGAUUGGAUUCCGCUGCGGGACGCUGUGGAAACCACCUUGACAUUGACUGAGUGCUGUAUUAGAGCGCCGCCUGGAAGGGCGUGUGUGGUCUGCGCGCGCGUUAUGUGGUAUCUGAGCGUCGGGCGCUAAGAUAUGUUGGCAUUAGUGAAUUCGGACACGAACGGCUGCGGUGACAGAGAUCCGGGCUUGGGCUGUGGAAACACGUUGCUUGUGGGUGAGCCUCGUUUGGUGUGCGGGAUCCCCAGUGUACUUGUAUACGUUUUUGACGCAGAGCUCGGAUUGUGGGGAUGCACAUUGUGUCCCUGCCAAUAGAUGACAAUACUUGAUACGGUAUGACAACUGCACGACCCCUCACGUGCGGGGCUGUGUCAGUCGAUGGGGUGUGCGUUGCGACCACCCCCGACCCAAAGCGAAACUCCCACCAAGUUGGGCUAUACAGUAGAUAUGUAACAACACGUUUGU
This is a messenger RNA of Chlamydomonas reinhardtii, 2099 nucleotides long. RefSeq lists its product as uncharacterized. Bases 78 to 1493 code for a protein of 471 amino acids. Gene Ontology annotation, molecular function: pyridoxal phosphate binding; carboxy-lyase activity. The record is from RefSeq and is a predicted model, not a curated record. Gene Ontology annotation, biological process: carboxylic acid metabolic process. The transcript is spliced from 7 exons. NCBI's taxonomy places the organism in Eukaryota, Viridiplantae, Chlorophyta, Chlorophyceae, Chlamydomonadales, Chlamydomonadaceae.